This is a messenger RNA of Zophobas morio, 1491 nucleotides long. Its product is annotated as splicing factor 3A subunit 3-like. The record is from RefSeq and is a predicted model, not a curated record. Gene Ontology annotation, biological process: mRNA splicing, via spliceosome. Lineage: Eukaryota; Metazoa; Arthropoda; Insecta; Coleoptera; Tenebrionidae. Gene Ontology annotation, molecular function: RNA binding. Gene Ontology annotation, cellular component: spliceosomal complex. The coding region runs from base 943 to 1491 and encodes 182 amino acids. The transcript is spliced from 13 exons.
GAAGCCUUCAUGAAGAAAUUGAGUUGUUAGAGGACACUUUAGUUUCUUCCCUUUGUGAAGAUUAUACUAAAAAAUCGAGAAAAGAACAAAUGUACCAUGAACACAUGUGUGCUGCUUUGAUUAGAGACAUGCAAGUAAAAUCCAAAAAGCUUAUUAGUAUAUAUGAAGACAGGGACGGUUCAAGAGCAGCGGAGAUACAAGCAAUAUCGAAGCCCAACGAAUUUACAGAAUUUUAUAAGCGGUUUACUGAAGUUAAAAAUGCUUAUAAAUUUGAUCGGAACGUUAUCGAGCCUCCAGUUUCUGUGGGUUAUAAAGAAAAUGAUCCUCUUAUUGUGAAAGCGCUUUUCUCUUUUACUGAUGAGGAAGGCUUUGGAAGAUUUUUAGAUUUACUAGAGCAGCACGUUUUGUUUGUUGACUUUUUAAAAAAGCGCAAGCUUGUAGAAACUUCUGUACCAGCAAAAAUAGUGAAACGGAAGAAUCCGCUUGAAGAGUCGCUAGAGUACUUGUCUUAUUUGAGUCAUUUCGAUGACUUCAAGUGUAUUCCACUCGAGUUGAAGCGAAGCGACGAUUAUAAAAAGUUUUUUUUAUUACUUAAAGUCUUUGAAAACUUAUUUAUACGAAUAUUAUCAGCGCACACAUCCCUUGGAAGUUUUUGAGGCGAUAGAAGAAGAAUUAAACCAGCAGUUUGAGGCAUUUUGGGCAGAAGGGGCGUUGCCAGGAUGGGAAGUGCAAGACCAGAAAGAGUUACCCUCUAAACUAUUUUGUGUUCCUUGCUGUAAACAAUUUGCAAAGGAAACUGUUUAUCAAGCGCAUCUCUUUGGCAAAAAACACAAAAAAGCACAAGAACUUUUUUCACGGGAAAAGGGGUCUCACAUUGAUGUUGGUGCUCUCAAGCUUAAUAACGUACAUUUACUUCGAGAUAAAGAUAAGCAUAUUGCUGAAAUGGAGUUUAGCGUACAGUUCUUGGCUAAUAAACUUUCUGAGCAAAGAGAAGCCACCAAAAUGAACGUGGAACGGAAGCAAGCCAGAACCGCUUCCGAGUGGGCCGAGGAAAGCGAAGAUUCUGAUCUCAGUGAAGAAGAGGUUGAAGUGGAGGAUGACUAUCAAGCUGCUCUUUAUAACCCGAAAAAUCUUCCACUUGAUUGGGACGGAAAGCGUAUUCCCUAUUGGUUGUACAAACUGCAUGGCUUGAGUAAAUAUUACAGUUGCGAAAUUUGCGAUGGGGCGCAGUAUCGUGGGCCAAAAGCUUUUGCAAGACAUUUUCAAGAAGCCAAGCACGCUCAAGGAAUGAAGUUGUUGGGCAUUCCGAACACCAUCCAUUUUCAAAAUGUUACUAAUAAAGAAGAAGCUAAAAAAUUAUGGGAAAAGCUAAAAUUGGACAAACAGAAACUAAUGUUUAAGCCCGAUCAAGAGGAAGAGUAUGAAGAUUCUUUAGGAAAUGUCGUUUCCAAGCGUAUUUAUGAAGAUUUAAAAAAUAAUAAUCUUUUAUAA